AUGGUUUUACAAAAUACUGGGAGGUUUAGAGCGGAUAAAGGUGAAAACAAAAAAGACGCUGGUUCGUCUUCCCUCCCUAGAGAAGAAUCUUCAGAGUCACGAAUUCGUGUUGCCGUAGAAAAUGAUAGAAUUGACUCAAAAUAUGGAUUUGAAAGAGUGCGUGAUAAUAAGGAACGUACAGGCUACCUUAUUAACAUGCAUACUGCCGAGAUAUUGGAUGAAGAUAAAAGACUUGUGGCUGCAAUGGAUUACUAUUUCAUUGAAAUGGAUGGCUCCAGGUUUAAGGUUUCUCUUAUGUUCCAACCUUACUUCCUCAUCUUGUCAAGAAAAGAAUGCGAACAAGAAGUUAUUCAGUAUUUAUCAAAAAAGUAUGCAGGGACAAUUCAUAAAAUAGACAUUGUGGAGAAGGAAGAUUUAGAUUUGCUUAAUCAUUUGUCGGGGCUGAAGCAGCGUUAUAUAAAAUUAUCAUUUAUGUCACAAAAUGAAAUGAUGAAGGUAAGAAGGGAGAUUUUGACAGCUGUUAAGAAAAACAAGGAGAGAGAGAAGAAAGAUGCGAUUUAUUCUGAAAUGUUGACAAAUGCUCUGACCAGUGCGGCUGCUAUAGAACACGCUAAAAAGACAACUGACCACAUGGAGAACAUAAUCGAUAUCAGGGAACAUGACGUGCCUUACCACGUAAGAGUGUCAAUAGACAUGAAGAUAUUUUGUGGCACUUGGUACACGGUGAAAAGCCGAGGUACCGAGACGCCGAUAUUCACAAAAAGGGACGAUAUAAUCGAGAGGCCCGACCCCAUCGUUUUGGCGUUCGACAUAGAGACAACGAAACUUCCCCUUAAGUUCCCCGACGCGCAGACGGACCAGAUAAUGAUGAUAUCGUACAUGAUCGACGGACAGGGCUAUUUAAUCACAAACAGAGAAAUAAUUUCUACUGAUGUUGAGGAUUUUGAAUACACACCAAAGCCAGAGUUUGAAGGGCAAUUCAUAAUAUUCAAUGAGGCAAAUGAACUGGCCUUAAUACAGAAAUUUUUCGACCAUAUUAUGGAUAUAAAGCCGCACAUCUUUGUUACAUACAACGGCGACUUCUUCGAUUGGCCGUUCGUGGAGGCGCGCGCGGCCACUGUAGGGCUGGACAUGAAGCAGGAGAUAGGCUUCAGUAAGGUCACUGCUCGAGACGGCACCUACGCCUGUCGGCCUGCCAUGCACAUGGACUGCUUGUGUUGGGUUAAACGGGACUCAUAUCUGCCAGUGGGCUCGCAGGGAUUGAAGGCGGUGGCGAAGGCGAAGCUGAGAUACGACCCCGUCGAGUUGGACCCCGAGGACAUGUGCAGGAUGGCGGCAGAGCAACCGCAGGUGCUGUCCAACUACUCUGUGUCCGACGCCGUGGCAACCUACUAUUUGUACAUGAAGUAUGUCCAUCCGUUCAUUUUCGCGCUCUGCACCAUCAUUCCAUUGGAGCCAGACGAGGUCCUCCGCAAGGGGUCGGGCACGCUGUGCGAGUCGCUGCUCAUGGUGGAGGCGUUCCACGCGAACAUCGUCUUCCCCAACAAGCAGGUGGAGGAGCUGAACAAGCUGACGGCGGACGGCCAUGUGCUGGAGUCGGAGACCUACGUCGGCGGACACGUGGAGGCCUUAGAGUCUGGCGUAUUUCGUGCGGACAUCAAAUGCAAGUUCCGUAUCGUGCCUUCCGCCGUUGACAAACUCAUAGAGACGACCGAAAAGACAAUGAAGCACGCCAUAGAAGUCGAAGAGGGCAUCCCUUUGGAGCUGGUGACCAACUUUGACGAGGUCUGCGCCGAGAUCAAGUCCAAGCUGCAGCACAUGAAGGACCAUCCUCGGAGGGACGAGAACCCGCUCAUUUACCAUUUGGAUGUCGGCGCUAUGUACCCGAACAUUAUAUUAACUAACAGGCUGCAGCCGUCGGCCAUGGUGAGCGCGGGCGAGUGCGCUGUGUGCGACUUCAACCGGCCGGGGGCCGAGUGCCAGCGGCGCAUGGACUGGAUGUGGCGCGGGGAGUACCUGCCAGCGACAAGGAGCGAGUAUCAACGUAUACAGCAGCAAUUGGAGACUGAAAAGUUUCCACCUCUGCAUCCCGGUGGUCCUCAGAGAGCCUUCCACUCCCUGCCCAAGGAAGACCAGGCGGCGUACGAAAAAAAACGUCUAGCGGAUUAUUGCAAGGUUGCGUACAAAAAAACGAAGGUGACUAGAACCGAGGUCAGAACUACGACCGUUUGCCAAAAGGAGAACUCUUUCUACGUCGAUACCGUACGAGCGUUCAGGGACCGCCGCUACGAGUACAAGGCGCUGAACAAGCAGGCCAAGGCGGCGGUGGCGGCCGCGCUCAAGGGCGGUGACGCGGCCGACGUCAAGAGCGCCAAGAGCCGCGAGGUGCUCUACGACUCGCUGCAGCUCGCGCACAAGUGCAUCCUCAACUCCUUCUACGGCUACGUCAUGCGGCGCGGAGCUCGCUGGCACAGCAUGGAGAUGGCAGGCAUCGUGUGCUACACGGGCGCAAACAUCAUUAUGCGAGCGCGCGAGAUAAUCGAACAGGUCGGCCGACCGCUCGAGCUUGACACGGACGGUAUUUGGUGCGUUUUGCCGUCUUCCUUCCCCGAGAACGUUACAAUCACGACUACGCAUCAGAAGAAAAAGAAAAUCAACGUGUCAUAUCCGAACGCCGUCCUCAACGCUAUGGUUAAGGACUACUUCACGAACGACCAGUACUACGAAUUGAAGGACCCCCAGACUAAGACAUACGAGCAGCGCGCCGAGAACUCCAUUUUCUUCGAAGUGGACGGGCCCUACCUGGCGAUGGUGCUGCCCGCCUCCAAGGAGGAGGGGAAGAAGCUGAAGAAGCGUUAUGCGGUCUUCAACUUCGACGGGUCCUUGGCUGAAUUGAAAGGUUUCGAAGUGAAACGGCGCGGCGAGCUGCAGCUAAUAAAGAUCUUCCAGUCGUCGGUGUUCGAGGCCUUCCUGAAGGGGAACGACCUGAAGUCGUGCUACGGCGCGGUGGCCAAAGUGGCCGACUACUGGCUGGACGUGCUCUACAGCAAGGGCUCCAACAUGCCCGACUCGGAGCUGUUCGAGCUGAUAUCGGAGAACCGCUCCAUGUCGAAGAAGCUCGAGGAUUACGGCGGCCAGAAGUCCACCUCCAUAUCGACCGCUAAGCGGCUCGCCGAGUUCCUCGGCGAUCAGAUGGUCAAGGACGCCGGCUUGGCUUGCAGGUUCAUAAUCUCGCGCAAGCCGGAGGGCGCGCCGGUGACGGAGCGCGCCGUGCCGCUGGCCAUCUUCCAGUCGCCGGCCGCCGUGAGGCGCCACCACCUGCGCCGCUGGCUCAAGGACUCCAGCCUCAGCGAGCACGUGGACAUCCGCGACGUGCUCGACUGGCCCUACUACAUCGAGCGGCUCAGCGGCGCCAUCCAGAAGAUCAUCACCAUACCGGCGGCCAUGCAGGGGUUGGAUAACCCGGUGCCAAGGGUACAGUAUCCGGAUUGGUUGCAUAAGAAGAUGCUAGCGAAGACGGACAAGUACAAAACGAGAAAAAUCACUGAAAUGUUCAGCGCGAAACCAAAGGCGUCCCUCGAAGAUGACAACGAGGCGGGCCCAAGCAAAGACACUUCGAUUGCCAAUGAAGUAGACAUAGAAGACAUCGGAAAGAACAUAACAGAGAAAAGCCCGAUCAGACCGAUAGUGCACACGAUAAAGAGGAAGCGGGAGGAGUCUCCGACCAAAGAAUUCGCCACUUGGAGGGAGGCCUUGGGGCCGCCGCCGCCUUUCGGAAACACUAAGGAAGAACGCAUCGCCUGGAUUGUCUUCCAAAAGAAGAAAUGGAACUGGCAAAUGGAACAAAGGGGUUACAGAAGUCGUACCAAACGUGGUAAAAUAGACAAGUCUGCACCAGUUAUCCCGAAAAGCACAGGGCCUAUGAACACGCUGGGUGGCUUCAUAAGGCGAGCUCAGCGAACAUUGCUGAACACUCCAUGGCAAAUCAUCCAGGCGGCGGAGACGUCGGAGCCGGGGCUGUUCCGGCUGUGGGCGCUGGCGGGCGGCGAGCUGCACCAGGUGCGGCUGCGCGUCGAGCGCGUGUUCUACGUGAACCAGCGCGUGGCGCGGCGCGACGAGCGCGGCCCGCACUGGCGCCGCUGCGUGCGCCUGCUGCCCAGGGCGCGCCCCGCGCCCCACCUCUACCGCUACUCCGUGCCCGAGCGGCUCUACCGCGACCACCACGAAGAAUUAAUGGGAGAACUGUCCGCUCCGGAGAUUGAGGGAAUUUACGAAACCCAGAUGAGUCUUGAAUUCCGAGUACUCGUCACGCUGGGCUGUAUCUGCGUAGUGGAUCCGCAAGAGGCGAAAAAGUUAAUUCAAAUGGGUUCGAACAAUGUGGAUACUUUCAAUUUGAGCCAGCUUCAAUUUAAAAGCGUCGCUCAUCAACCGUAUUUGGCAAAACAGGGUGGAGUCUCACCUGUAAAGCAUAUAUUCUUCUAUCAACACUCGGCUUUGAACUCAAACCGCAGCAUGUGGUCUUUGAUAAUGGGUCCCACUAAGAAGGCAUAUAUAUUCGUGCUGGACACUGUAAAGACCAAUCAGGUGCCUAAUAUGAACACACUGUUUACUGCUGAACGGGCGGCAAAGAUGAAACUGGGCACGGCGGAGAGCGAGCUGCCCGACGCGGAGCUGACGUGGGAGGUGCAGGUGGAGAGCGAGGCGCGCGCGGUGUGGCGCGGCGUGGGGCGAGCGCUGCAGCGCUACCGCGACGAGCGCUGCGGCGCCACACUGGUCGCCAUGCAGACGGCGCUCUCGCCGGCGGCGCUGCUCGCACUCGUGCCCGGUCUUUCCGAGUUUCCACUGGUACCGCUUCACGUUCGGGACGUCGAAACUCUAUACAGCACAUUGGAAUGGCAGCGAAUAGGUGCUCGAGCCAUCGUGCGUCACUACCUGAAUUUAGACUCAGUAUUGAAUCUCACCAUUGAACAAUGCAGGUAUUUCCACGUCCCCCUGGGCAACAUGCCGUCGGACCCCACUCUCUUCGGAGCCGAUCUGUUCUACGCACGCCAUUUGAUCAAGAACAACUUCGUUCUGUGGUGCUCGAACUUAGAGAGGCCAGAUUUAGGCGGUCGGGAGAUCGAUGAUAAUAGGCUGGCGGGCGAGGCGGAGGCGGAGGAGGCGGGCGGGUGCGCGCACGGCGCGAGCGGCGCGUACGGCGCGUGCGUGCAGCUGGAGCUGGACGCGCUCGGCGUGUGCGCGCUGCUGCAGGCGCACCACGUGCUGCAGCUGGAGGGCACCAGCGCGGCCGCCCCCUUCGGCGCGCACCACUCCAUACAGGACGCCGUCGCCUCCGGUGCUAACCCGACCGUGAACUACGACGAGACGGCGCAGUGCAGCGCUGCCUUUAAAAUCCUGCGGACAAUGAUAGCGUCCUGGCUGCGCGACGUCACACUCUACAAGAACGUCUUUGCCGAUUACCAGAUAUCACACUUCUAUAGGUGGUUGAAGACGCCGACGGCUCUAUUAUACGACCCCGCCCUGCGCCGCACCCUCUACAAUCUCAUGAAGAAGCUAUUCCUCAUGCUGGUCGCCGAGUUCAAGCGGCUGGGCUCCACCAUAGUCUACGCGGACUUCAACAAGAUACUGCUCUACACCAAGAAAAACACCGUCAUGGACGCCAUUGGCUAUGUGGAGUUUGUGGUGCAGAGCAUCAGAAACAAGGAAUUGUUCCACGGUAUCGACAUCCGCUAUAAGCAGUGCUGGUCGUACCUGCUGUGGCUGGACGAAGCAAACUACGCAGGAAUACAGGGUAAACUACCUCAAGGUCUAGUGGAAGUGGGCUCCUCUCAAGUGCCUGCUGCUAGCGAACAGGAGGCUGAAGAUGACGGUGCCGUGACUAUGCAAUGGAACUUGGCUCAAUUUCUGCCCCGAGCGGUCCGCGAUCAGUUCUCGGCCGCAGUGGCGGGCUUCCUCAGCGCAGCCUACUCAGAGCCGGACAGGCUACCGGCGCUGGUGGCAGGCGAGAUCUCGCAGAAACUCUUCCAGGUAACGGAGAAGAUAAACAGCCGGAUGCCCACAUUGCGGGAGUCGGACAUCGAGCCGCAGCCGGGGCUCCGAGCAGACGCGUUCGGCGCCGACGCCACGCCCGCGCUGCUCUUCGUCAACGCGGUGUGCAAGGUGCUCUCACUGGACGCAGCGCUGGAGGAACAGGUGACGCUGCUGCGGCGCAACCUGCUGCGGCUGAUCGGCGUGGGCGAGUUCAGCGGCGCGGCGCAGUGGCGCGAGCCGUGCGCCUCGUGCGCGCUGCCCGAGCUCAUCUGCAACGUGUGCAACGCGUGCCGCGACCUCGACCUGUGCCGCGACACGCACCGCGACACGAUCAACGACACACCAGUAUGCUUGUGUCCUACUUGUGGAACCCCAUACGACAAUCAAGAGUUGGAAUGGCGGCUCAUUGAGAUAAUGAACAGGCGAGCAAUGACUUACACACUGCAAGAUCUUAUUUGUAUCAGAUGCAACCAGGUUAAAAGGGAAAAUCUAGCGGUUGUAUGUGAUUGUGCGGGCGAUUAUGCUCUUAUGGUUUCAAACAAAGAAAUUCACACACAGCUUAUAACAUUUAAGACAAUUGCAGAAUACUACAAGAUGCCAUUGUUAUUAGAAGUAAUUGAAUUUAAUAUGAGUAAUAUG
Molecule: messenger RNA, 6669 nt
Organism: Iphiclides podalirius (scarce swallowtail)
Lineage: Eukaryota; Metazoa; Arthropoda; Insecta; Lepidoptera; Papilionidae
Source: the annotation of a GenBank genome assembly